Talpa occidentalis (Iberian mole) is the source of this 3822-nucleotide messenger RNA. RefSeq lists its product as uncharacterized. Gene Ontology annotation, biological process: monoatomic ion transport; transmembrane transport. The coding region runs from base 114 to 2246 and encodes 710 amino acids. The transcript is spliced from 18 exons. Lineage: Eukaryota; Metazoa; Chordata; Mammalia; Eulipotyphla; Talpidae. The record is from RefSeq and is a predicted model, not a curated record. Gene Ontology annotation, cellular component: membrane. Gene Ontology annotation, molecular function: monoatomic ion channel activity.
AGGACCUUCUCCUGGCAGCGGCCUAUGUUUCUGAUGCCCAAUACAACAGAAAUGUUCCAUUUGAAACAUCUCCUCAGGCCAUCAGACUUUACUAUUUUUAUAACCACUGGACAAUGCGAGCCACCACAUACUUCUUCAUCUGUGUCAACCUUUCCCUCGCUCUGUUUGAGGAGCCUGCAUUGUUUCCACUGCCUUUCUUGGCUACCGCGCUAGUGGAAGUGCUCUGUCUGACUGCAUUCUUUGGAAGACUCGUGCAUUUUGCAAAAGUCACUCCUCAGAUGGUUUUCUGGAAGGAUACAAAAAACAUCUGCAUCAUGGUAACCAUAGUGCUGACCUUGAUUGAUCUCAUUAUCUACGGGUCCCUGGAAGCUGUCAACAUCCACAGCAUUCGGUGGUCAAGGGUCUUAAGACCAGUCUUCCUAAUCAACUUCCCUGAAAGUCGACAGAUCCGAAGGGCUUUCCGAAGCAUCCGGAAUACUCUGCCUGACAUCCUCUAUGUCUUCCUCUUGUUUAUUUUCAGUGUGCUGAUAUUCUCCCUUAUGGCCUUAAAGCUCUUUGGGGACAGGGGCCUUAAAACAGUUGAUGGAUCAUCCUACUUCACCAACAUCCUAGAGAUAGCCUUUGAGCUCUACGUUCUGGUCACCGCUGCAAACAGCCCUGAUGUCAUGAUGCCUGCCUAUGACUUCAGCUGGUGGUAUUCUCUGUACUUUAUUGCAUACAUCAUCAUCAAUACCUACAUCUUUAUGUCCGUCUUUCUGGCUGUGGUCUACAACAAUUACAGGAAGCAUUUAAAGAAUGAGAUCCGCAAACUGGCAUACCUGAAACGUCACAAGAUGAUAAAGGCUUUCAACAUUCUGAAAGUCAAGGUGGGCACCGAGUUCGUGGUUAAGGAGGCCCAGUGGAAGCAGCUGGUCAAGGUCGUGACGCCAGAUGUCAGCAGUUCCCACUUGGAGCUCCUUCUGAGGAUCUGUGAUGAGGGACAGAAGGGGCACGUGGACAAAAUGAACUUUCUACGUUUGGCUGACCUCCUCAACAUCCAGGUGGUCACCAUCAACAUCAAGACACACCCCCUGGAAACCUGGAUGCCACGGGUGUACCAGUCAUCUGUAAGCCUCCUGGUCCAGAAGAUGGUUCGGCACAGAUUUUUUGUCUGGGUUUAUGAUGUCAUCAUUCUUAUAAAUGCCAUCUUCAUCGCUCUGGAUGAGAAAAACCCCUUCAUUUCCUAUGCAGAAUGGCUCUUCCUUUUUCUCUAUAUUAUAGAGAUUCUCCUGAAACUGUAUACGUAUGAACCCAGAACUUACUUUGGAAGGAAUCAGUUCUGGAACUGGUUUGACAUGCUGAUCAUCACCAUAGCGCUGCUGGUCACUGUGGCCACUGCCACCAUCCAGUCAGCAAGAAAAUACAACAGCCAGCAGAUACUGGAUAUUGUGUUGAUAUUGAGAAUACUCCGUCUCCUAAGGGUCAUCGUCAGUAUUGAGAGAUUCCGGGUUAUCGUGACCACCUUAAUUAACAUCGGCCCCACAAUGCUGACGUUCGGUGGGCUCAUCUUGGUAGUCUACUACGCGUUUGCUAUCAUUGGGAUGGAAGCCUUCCAUGGCAAAAUCCAGUUCUUGGAACCGAAUUCCAAUACCCCUGGUGCCCUGGUGUGCGGGAACCCAGCCCUAAAAGACUCAGUGUUCGCGCGAGACAGGUACUGCAAGAACAACUUCAAUGACCUGGCUUCCUCCUUCAUCGUGCUGAUGGAGCUCACCGUGGUCAACCAGUGGCACGUCCUGGCAAGUGGCUUUGCCCUCGUGACUCACCAGGCAGCCAAGCUGUACUUCAUUGGGUUCCACAUCGUGGUGGUCAUCCUCAUCGUCAAUAUCUUCAUAGCGUUCAUCUUGGAGGCAUUUUUUGUGGCAUAUUCAUUAGAAAAAAGUGAAAUAGAGACUGCUAUUGAGAAGAAGAUCCAGGAGCUUGGUGUGGGGAUCCAAGAGGAAAAAGAGCAGGACUGGAAGCUCAUUGAUGACAUGGACCCCAAGAACACUGUCUUUAGUGGGGAUGAUGGAGACAACAAAAGGAAGUCCUCGAAAGGAUUGUACUUCAGAAUUGCUUCAAAAAAGUACAGGACUGUGGACGCCUUGCUGCAGCGCAUGUUUGAGUCUGAAAUUGCUCCAGACGAUGAAGGCCCCUCCUUGGAUGAGAUUCUGAACUUCUCACCCAGUGACAUCUAUCCCAAGAAACUCAAUUUUGAGAACAGUGCGUGACACAGGGCCCAGGAAGGCCACAACUAGGAAUUCAGCAUGUGGUUCCUAGCCCUUAUCUCCCAUAGACUGACAAGCCUGUGAACCCAAUGGGGUCCUGAGGGGUCAGCUGGAAGGCAUCAGGGGCUGCUUCUGUGUGCCCCGCCUGCCCUCUUCAGGCCUGAUGGUGGCAGUGAGGCCAGGGUCACGUGAAGCCGCGUGAGGAGCACCUGUCACACACCUUGUGCACGUGUGCAGUGUGUUCCAUGGGCAUAUACAAGCUUUUCAUUUAUUUUUCUGUGGUAUUUUGUUAUUCUAUGAGAGUACUGUCCUUCAGUGUUCAUGAAUGAAUUUUUACUAUUUAAAUACCAUAAAGGAAUACUCUAGUGAGUCACUUUUCAAUGCAGUGCUUAUUCCAAAUGAAGAAAAAUAUGAAUGUGAAAAUAAAAAUCUGUCUCAAAUACUUCUUCCUGGGGAAGCUCUCAAAUCUCCUUUAAUUAAAUUAUAAUUAUAGCAAGAUUUUGCGUAAGUUGUUCUCUGAGGUCACAUUUCCGAGGCGGAAAUCUCCCAGGACAGUGACAUGCUCCUUCUGGGAAAUUAAAAGGAACUUAUUUAUUUAAAAAAUGUUUGUGGUCAGAUACACAUAACAUAAAAUGUACCAUCUUAUCCAGUUCAGUGGUGUGUGUAUGUUUACAUUCUGUGAGAUUUCCAGAACUUUAUCACCUCAAAUGAAACUGUGUAAUCAUUAAACGAGGAUGCUCCAGUCUCUCCUCCCGCUCCAGUCCCUGGUAACCACCAUUCUAUUUUCUUUCAAUGUGACUCUUCUCAAAUGCAUUUGCAUUUGGUCAUAUUAAUCCUUUCCAGAACAGUCAGCUUAUGACCCCAGCCCCACCAUCAGGCAGGGGAAUUGCCAGAAAUGUCUGUCUCCAUGACCCGAGGUCCCUGUGUCUGAUAUCAUGGGGGGGUGGGGUGGGGUUAUGGUCAGGUUGCUAACUGAAGCUGGCUUGGAAGGGCUUCUCCUUAGAUCUGAGGAUGACUUCUGGGCCAUGUGAUGAGGGAAAAAAGUCAAUGCUUGGGAGCCCUAUGGACUCCAGGGCCAGACAUGUAUCCCCAUGGACCAUGUCACUUAACCCCAUUGUUCCUCAUUUCCUCACCUGGAAACUUGGGGCAAGUGGCAUCUCCUGCCCACAACUGGGAGGACUGAUAAGAGGGCUAGGCUGGGUAGGAUGCUGGCUUGCAGCUGUCUCAGCAUUUGCUCUCAUGCUAGCUGUUCUGGCUUUAAAACCACUCUGGUGUUUGGCAUUGGUGCUUUAGAAUCCCGUCACCCUGAUUCUGGGAGGUGGGGUUCUUGCUGAUCCAUCUGAUGGGGUUUUUAGAGUCCUGCCAUCCUUCCAUACUCCUAUUUCUUUGUAUAUCUAACACAUCAUUAUGUAAGUAUUACACUAAAUGUAUAGAGUUGCAACUUAAUUUAUGCCAUUUAUAUUUGCACAACAUACUGGACUUUAUUUUUUUAAUUAGAAAAUAAUGUAGUCAUUGUAAAAAUAAUCAAUACUGAAAUAUAAUAAAAAGUCAAAAGUACUCUUUGUUUAUUCUUCUUUCU